This is a messenger RNA of Naegleria fowleri, 342 nucleotides long. RefSeq lists its product as uncharacterized. The record is from RefSeq and is a predicted model, not a curated record. The transcript has a single exon. NCBI's taxonomy places the organism in Eukaryota, Heterolobosea, Eutetramitea, Acrasida, Naegleriidae. The coding region runs from base 1 to 342 and encodes 113 amino acids.
AUGAAACCCUCGUCCUCCUCUUCCUCAUCCAAAAAGACGAGCCAAGGUAUUCCUCCCAAGUUUAUCGUCGAUGACAAUGGACACAUCAUCAAUAAGGAAAAACAUGCAAUUCCGAACUCAGCCUUUCCCGAUAUUCGGGAACCUCUCUGUCAAAGUAAUUUCAACUUUACUCCGGUCGGAUACACUGGCUUUGGUGUUCGACCCAACCAUGUAAUUCAAGGAGUGAGACCAGAGCUCCAAAACACAGUCGAUAAUGCCCAUCACUUUCUCCAUAAACAUGAAAAUCAAAAAUCAUUUGGUCACUCCACCAUUAGAAAAACAAAUACAUCAUUGAGUAAAUAA